GUUGAGUGAUAAUCGCAUAAGCUGAUUCAAUUGAACGUCUUAGUAAAAAUCUGGUGUGUUUUUUUUUGGAAAAUUGUGUUUAUAACAAAUAACACCAUGCCAUCUAACAAUAUAGAUGAAAGUAAGCAUUAUCAAUAUGGAAUAAAAUCAACUUUAGCUCAGUGUUGGGCAAUAUCAGGAGCUUGGUUCUUACAAAUAGAACUCGGUGCUCAAGUCAUGAUCUCCACUAUAGUUAUUGGGGCCUUAGAGAAUAACGCAUCCAAAGACUCAAACGAAUUUUUGAGAAUGACAAGUGAAGAAGCAUCUUGGUUCGCUAGUUUGUUAUAUUUGUUCACACCUGUGGGUAAUAUUCUAUCUUUGUUUUUACUGGACCGAUUUGGCCACAAGAAGUGUAUGAUAAUGACAAACAUACCGGGCAUAGUAGCUCAGAUGAUGUUGUACUUUGCCGAAAACAUAGAUAUGCUGUACGUCAGCUCAAUCCUGAUGGCGUUGAAUUUAGGGUUUUCGAACGCUCCGAGUCUUGCGUACGCCGGUGAAGUAUGCGAACCAAAACUAAGAGGCGCGUUGAUUUCGGCCCUAAACAUAUUUUAUUAUGGUGGAUCCAUAAUAUUGACUAUGGUGUACAGUAUUACCAUGCAAUGGAGAUUGACAGUGCUAUUGACCACGGUGUUUCCAAUUUUGACUAUUGCUUUAUCAUUAACGACGCCAGAUUCUCCGGUGUGGUUAUUGGCCAAGGGAAAACAUUCAAAAGCUCACCGAAACCUUAGCAGAUUGAGGGGAAAAGUUUCGUACGAAAAAUGUGAAAAUGAAUUUCAAGAAAUGGUCAGAUACAAUUCGCCCUCCAAAAAUGACGAUCCGAAUCGUAAAGAAGAUAUAGGUAUUUGGAAACAUAUGUUUGAGCCCGAAGUCAUGAAACCUUUUCGUUUGAUGAUGAUAUAUUUCUUUUUCAUGAAUUUAGUGUCUGGAUUGCCAUUAUUACCAUAUUUAGUUUCAAUACUUCAUAAAUUUGAAGCGCCAGUUAACGUUGAAUGGACAAUAUCAUUCUCUAUGGCUCUUUCUGUAGUAGGGAGUUUAAUGGCGGUUUUUUUAAUACGUAAAUUAGGCAAACGAUUUCUCACGUUAUUUACGUUAUCGAUUUGUUCUAUUUUAUAUAUAACAAUUGGGCUGAUCGGUGUUUAUUGGAAAAAUGCAGAACCAAUAACCUCUUGGAUAGUACUAGUACUUUUUCUUACUACCAUUUUUAUUUCAUCAGUUGGAAUAACGCCAAUCUCGUGGACCCUUGUAACAGAAAUUUUUCCAGCAAAGAGUAGAAAUAUUUUGUGCAGUAUUAGUACGUGUUUAUGUUUUAUCAUAACCUUUUUCAUGACAAAAUAUUACCCGGAUUUGUCAUUAUUAUUGGAAUUUUAUAAUGUAUUUACUACAAUUGGUAUUGUUGGUUUAUUUGGCUGUGUAUAUUUUUAUUUUUGCUUACCAGAAACUGAAAACAAAACCUUACAAGAAAUUUCGGAGUUUUUCAAAUAAAAACAAACGCUCAAUCGUUUUAUUUUUUUUUUUAAUUCAAUACUGGUGAACUUUGUAUGUACAAAAUGUUUUUUAAUUAUAUUAAAAACUUACUGAUUUUCAUUACAUCAAAUCUCGAUGGAUUACGAGGACAGAAAAAAAUGUAGGUAUACAAAUAUAAUAUGGUAUACUGUAAUUUAUUGUAUGCACAUAGUACAUAAACAUAAAAUGAGAUUUAGAUACAUGCAUUAUUCAGAUAUUAUAUUAUGUUAACAAUGAUAAAGUUUAUAUUGAACGAAUAUCUUUGUAUGUAUAAAACAAAGUUUUUUUUUUUAUGUCUUGGAUAAUAUCGAAAAUUACCAAACGGGCUUAUUCAAUUUAAAAAGCACAUUAGAGAGAAAGUUGUAAGCAUAGUUUUAUGGAAAAAUGUAUAUAUCAAUGAUGCCAGAUAUGCCUAGUGAAAUAAAAUAUACUUUAGUUAGUUUUAUUAAUUAUAAUUCCCGAGCGAAGUCUGGUAGAUCGUAGAUGUAUAACUACUAUAAUAACGUUUGUGUUUAUUUUUUGAUA
Messenger RNA from Diuraphis noxia (Russian wheat aphid), 2067 nucleotides. RefSeq names its product facilitated trehalose transporter Tret1-like. Gene Ontology annotation, biological process: transmembrane transport. Lineage: Eukaryota; Metazoa; Arthropoda; Insecta; Hemiptera; Aphididae. The record is from RefSeq and is a predicted model, not a curated record. Gene Ontology annotation, cellular component: membrane. Gene Ontology annotation, molecular function: transmembrane transporter activity.